CGACACCAACUUGGCGUCGGCAUGGUGGACCUGAAAGCCGUGUCUUUCGUGCUGCUGGUGCUUCAGAACACACUGGGCACAAUCGUGAUCAAGUACUCCCGCGCCACCAAGUACCAUGGCACGACCACGGUGCUGCUUUACGAGCUGCUCAAGCUGGUUCUCUGCCUAGUGGUCGUCGUCGUGCAGAAGCAGGGCAACCUACGUCAUGCCGUUCAAAGCGUCCGUCUCGAGGUGUUGGGGGACACCCAAGGGUACCUCAAGAUGGUACUCUUGGCGGCACUGUACAGUUUCCAGAACAACGUCCAGCUGCUCGCGCUGGAUCACGUGAGCGCCGCCACGUAUGCCAUCGUCUACCAGCUGAAGAUCGUCACCACAGCGUUCUUCAUGGUGCUGUUCCUCAAGCGAUCGUUCCAUACAGUGCAGUGGGUGGCCAUGGUCGUUCUCAUGGUAGGCGUCGUGGUGUGCUCCGUCGGCAACAGCACUCCCGCACCCGACAAAGCGUCCACGUCCGCCGUCGGCAUCUUCAUGGUCGUCGGGCUGGCCGUCAACUCGGGGGUAGCCGCGGCCUACUUUGAAAAGGUGCUCAAGACGCACAAACCCGCUGACGCCAUCCUUCGCAACCGCGUCCCUGAUGUCGAUCCCAUGUGGAAAACCAACAUCCAGCUCGCCAGCGUGUCGGUUCUGGUGGCCUGUGUAGGGGUAGUGCACACUGCGACUACAACCCGUGGCUUUGCCUUCUUCGAUGAGUACACCAAGUUCACGUGGGGAGUUGUGUGGCUCCAAGCGUGCGGCGGCCUGAUUGUGUCGGCCGUGGUGCGGUACUCGGACAACGUGGUCAAGAACUUUGGCACGGCAAUUUCCCUCGUGUUGGGCUGCGUGCUAUCGAAUUUGCUGUUUGAUGACCAGCUAUCGCCCAUGUUUUUUGUGGGCGUGACGCUGGUCGUGCUGUCCGUGUAUGUCUACGGAGACUCCCGACUCCACGGACCUGCCGUGCAUGUGAAAGUAGAGCCUCGAGACCUCGAAGGCGCAAGUUCCAAGGACAAGGGCGGCGGUGGUGGAGGGGGGGACCUACCACAAGCAGUUGUGUUGAAUCAACGCGCGAUGUAUCGGGUAGAUGAACCACCACCCAUCAAGUAAUCUUAGCAUUAGUGUGUUUAUACAAAACAUGGUGUGCUGAACAACUAAAUGUACAGAAGAAGCGGCAGUAGAAUUUAGUUAAUCAGAUACCAAUCAACAGCUAAUUAGUGUGGGA
Aphanomyces astaci is the source of this 1252-nucleotide messenger RNA. RefSeq lists its product as hypothetical. The record is from RefSeq and is a predicted model, not a curated record. Gene Ontology annotation, cellular component: Golgi membrane. Gene Ontology annotation, biological process: pyrimidine nucleotide-sugar transmembrane transport. The transcript has a single exon. NCBI's taxonomy places the organism in Eukaryota, Oomycota, Saprolegniomycetes, Saprolegniales, Verrucalvaceae. The coding region runs from base 22 to 1137 and encodes 371 amino acids. Gene Ontology annotation, molecular function: UDP-galactose transmembrane transporter activity.